Messenger RNA from Rattus norvegicus (Norway rat), 2935 nucleotides. RefSeq names its product tigger transposable element derived 2 (gene Tigd2). NCBI's taxonomy places the organism in Eukaryota, Metazoa, Chordata, Mammalia, Rodentia, Muridae. Gene Ontology annotation, cellular component: nucleus. The transcript is spliced from 2 exons. Gene Ontology annotation, molecular function: DNA binding; nucleic acid binding. Bases 1047 to 2627 code for a protein of 526 amino acids. The record is from RefSeq and is marked validated.
CUUCCGGCUUGGCCGCGCAGCUCCGUUGCGCGCUCACUCUGCGGCGGCUGGCGGGGUCGGCUUCGCUGGGGACUUCCAUUGCUGGCUCUGUUUUCUGGCCGGUCAGGCAGAACGAUGCCCGCUCCCUGCUUCCCGGCGUCCCGCGCGCCCGGUGACCAUUAGCCCGCUGCAGGGUUGUGGCGGUGAUCCCCUGCCUCCGACUUUCACCCAGCGUCCGGCUCGGAGCUUGCUGGCCGGCGGGGAGAGGCCCUGGUAGUGUCAGGAGGUUUCAAAGGCUCGAGUACCUCUACAGACCCAGCAGCUACUUCUGUGGUCAUGGAGAUCAUCUUCUACCAGGAUUAAUGUACGAUCUUCACCCAGCUUAUCACCCCCUAGUUGCAGCGUUGGGUCCUGAUUUCCACCAAUGAAGUUUUUUUAUCCUUUCUUGAAUCAUGUGACAUUACUUCUUGUCCGCUGUUUCCCUUUCAGUUGCCAAAUCCAUUAGCUAUAAGUUCUUGUUGAUUUAAAGUACUGAAUUGUUUGCCUGUCCCCUUACACUGACAGCUCACCUCUGCUAGCUAUGACUUUCAUAGGUACUCACCAGGAGUCCUUGCCUUGAAUCGGGCAGAAUCGACAGAGACAACAACAGUCAGGCAGUGAGUCGUCCUGCUCUGUUUUUCUGUCUGUUAAGUGUGCAAGCCCGAGUAAAACUGUAUUCUUGAACAUAGCGUAAGAAAAACGAAAAAUAAUCCCGCGGUAAUGGCAAAAGUUGAUGGUCAUGAGAAUAUUUUAGAAACCUCGGUGGCAGGGCAGUAUUGAUUCAGCUUCCAGUAAGGCUGCAAUUCAAGAAAAGAGCAAGGAGGAAGAAGAGAAAAUAGGGUUCACUUGAGCUAUUCCUUGUUGUAGGAACAGGUUAAGUUCUAAAUGAAAUGAAAAAAUCAGACUUUCUUUGAAAAUUGUUAUACCAUCCAAGUCCUAGGGUACAGCUGAGGACUCUUAAGCCUCCAUUUUCUGGUCUCUUUGUGUUCACAUCCAAGUUGUUAAUUGUCUAAAAUAAUUAGGCUAAAAUGUUGGGAAAACGUAAACGUGUGGUAUUGACAAUUAAAGACAAACUUGACAUUAUUAAGAAGCUUGAAGAAGGCAACUCCUUCAAAAAACUCUCUGUCCUGUAUGGAAUUGGUGAAUCCACAGUUCGUGACAUUAAAAAAAACAAAGAGAGAAUUAUAAACUAUGCCAACAAUUCAGAUCCUACUAGUGGGGUAUCCAAGCGUAAGUCUAUGAAGUCAUCAACAUAUGAGGAGCUUGACAGAGUUAUGAUAGAAUGGUUUAAUCAACAGAAAACAAAUGGGAUUCCAGUGUCUGGAACUAUUUGCGCAAAGCAGGCUAGGUUCUUUUUCGAUGCCUUGGGUAUGGAAGGUGAUUUUAAUGCCUCUUCUGGUUGGCUUACUAGGUUUAAGCAGCGUCAUGGUAUUCCAAAGGCUGCUGGUAAAGGCACAAAGUUAAAAGGGGAUGAAACUGCUGCCAGUGAAUUUUGUGGUAACUUUCAGGAAUUUGUGAAAAGAGAAAAUCUCCUACCAGAACAAAUUUAUGGUGCUGAUCAAACUGGAUUGUUCUGGAAAUGUCUACCAACAAGGACAUUGGCUUUUGACACUGACCAGAGUACUUGUGAGUAUAGGACAAGCAGAGAAAGAAUCAUUAUUAUGUGUUGUGCAAAUGCCACAGGUUUACACAAGCUUAAUCUUUGUGUGGUGGGAAAAGCAAAAAGACCCCGUGCGUUCAAAGGAACUGACCUUUCAAACCUUCCUGUUACGUACUUCAGUCAAAAAAGUGCGUGGAUCGAGCCCUCUGUUCUCAAACAGUGGUUUGAGAAGUGCUUUGUGCCACAGGUGCAGAAGCAUCUGAAAUCCAAAGGGCUUCGAGAAAAGGCAGUACUACUUUUAGAUUUUCCUGCAGCACAUCCUGCCGAAGAACUGUUGAACUCAGAUGAUGGCAGAAUAAUUGUGAAAUAUUUGCCGCCAAAUGUCACAAGUCUAAUUCAACCUAUGAGCCAAGGAGUUCUAACCACUGUCAAAAGAUAUUACAGAGCAGGACUUAUCCAAAAAUACAUGGAUGAAGGAAAUGACCCUAAAUUGUUUUGGAAGAAUUUGACAGUGUUGGAUGCAAUUUAUGAGGCAUCCAGAGCCUGGAACCAGAUAAGAUCGAGUACCAUAACCAGAGCGUGGAGAAAACUUUUCCCUGGCAAUGAGGAAAAUCCAAGUGUGAGCAUUGACGAAGGAGCCAUUUUAGCAGCUAAUUUAGCAACGGUUUUACAGAAUACCGAAGAUUGUGAACAUGUUAACAUUGAAAAUAUUGGGCAGUGGUUUGACUCCCGGAGUAGUGGCUCCAACUGUCAGGUGUUAGCUGACCUUGUAGGUGCUGCGGACCGGGCAAAGGCUGGUGAGCAAAAACAGCCCUCCAGGAAGACUCGGAAAGCAGAACUGAAUCCAGAGAAGCAUAUCAGCCACAGAGCUGCACUUGAGUGGACUGAAAAUUUGCUGGAUUAUCUAGAACAACAGGAUGACAUGCUACUCUCUGAUAAGCUGGUCUUGCGGAGGCUUCGGACCAUUAUAAGAAGAAAACAGAGAAUACAAACUAAAAGUCAUCUAUAGUCCUCUCUUCUGUCGCUGUGCAUUUUCAUCUUUGUGACUUUUGUCUGCAGUGGAAUUUACCUAAAGCCAAAUAAAUGUUACACAUGACUUUAGGAUUAGAUGCUGUUCUGGAUUAAUUAAACUACAGCUCUUUAAUGUUGGUUCUGAUUGAGCCAUGACAUGGAAUUCACUUGUCAAUGUCUAAACUGUGUUAUACUAAUUAGAUCCUAAUAUACUGGCGGCUGGGAGGUGGUGUGUGCUGAAUGUCAACAUGUCUAGUGAUGGGCAGUGCACACUGUAGGCGCUCAAUAAAUCUUACUCAAAUUGAA